CUGCACUUUUCAUCAAUCUCAUUUACAGCUCAUUUUCAGGUGUCUGAGGAGGAGUACACCCAUUGCUUCCUUCAAAAUCCUCAUUUAGUCGGAACAUGCAACAAUAACACUCAGGAGGUAACCAUCACAGUCGUCUUCCGACAAUUCACACCCACUCCCGGUGGCAUGGAAUUCGAGCCGGGCAAAACUUAUCACUUUAUAACAACUUCUGAUGGCACCCUCUCGGGCAUUGACCGCAGAAAAGAUGGUUUAUGUACUGAACGACAGAUGAAAGUGAAAUUUGAGGUGCAACUUCCGAAACAUGACAAAAUAAAGUUUUCAAAAACUCAUCAAUUUUUAAGAAAUGAACAACAAGAGCAAGCAAAUCAGGAAGCUUCCACUCCUAUAAUGUACAUAAUCCACGUUGAUGGUGAAAACUCCGAUGAAUUAGAUGGUCAGUUGUUGGAAAAAAUUCAAAUUUUACUGCUCUAUAAUCGGUCAAUAAAAUGA
Molecule: messenger RNA, 489 nt
Organism: Strongylus vulgaris
Lineage: Eukaryota; Metazoa; Nematoda; Chromadorea; Rhabditida; Strongylidae
Source: the annotation of a GenBank genome assembly